Cataglyphis hispanica is the source of this 1208-nucleotide messenger RNA. Its product is annotated as solute carrier family 25 member 35-like. NCBI's taxonomy places the organism in Eukaryota, Metazoa, Arthropoda, Insecta, Hymenoptera, Formicidae. Bases 119 to 1060 code for a protein of 313 amino acids. The transcript has 5 exons. The record is from RefSeq and is a predicted model, not a curated record.
AAGUACGCGACGCCGGCGCCGCGUCCGAUAUAUGUAAGCUGUAUGUUGUUUGCGGGACGCGUGCGUGAUAUAUAACGUGAAAAACUGGACAUCCAUUCUUUCCGUUUCCUUCCGAGAAAUGACUACAUCCGACAGUGAUAAAAAAACGCCGGGCGCGGAAUUCGCGAUCGGCGCUUUAGCGGCUGUAGGCGCUGGCUUCUUUACGAAUCCCGUGGACGUAGUGAAGGUACGACUACAGUUGCAGGGUGAACUGGAAGCACGAGGUUCGUACAAGAGGAUAUAUAAAAACACCGCGCACGCGGCGUAUCUCAUAGCCAAGCACGAGGGCGUGCUCGCCCUGCAGGCUGGACUCGUGCCAGCCCUUGCCUUCCAAGUCGUACUCAAUGGUAUUCGUUUGGGCGCGUACAAAUCCGCCCAGAGAUACGAAUUGAUUGUCGACACACAAGGCAAUACCAAUAUCCUGCGGACCGUCCUGGUGUCCGGCAUUGCCGGUUGCGUUGGCGCCGCACUCGGCAGUCCAUUUUACUUGGUCAAGACGCAGAUACAAGCGCAAUCUGCGACAUCCAUUGCCGUGGGCUAUCAGCAUAGUCACUCGGGAUCAUGGGACGCUUUUAAGUCUCUCUGGGCGGAAAAUGGUGUUCGGGGCCUAUAUCGAGGAUGGUACGCCGGAUUGCCGCGCAUAUUCGUCGGCUCGGCGACGCAGUUGACUACCUUCGGAUUAGCAUCCGAUUGGUUACGCUCGCUGGAUAUAUUUCCAGAUCGUCCGAUAUUGUUGACCUUUCUGGCCGCCACGAUCGGAGGCAGUUGUGUAGCCGUCACCGUGCAGCCGUUCGAUGUUCUAGCGACGCGGUUGUACAAUCAACAGACAGACGCAAUCGGGAAGGGUACCUUGUAUAAAGGGCUUGGAGACGCGUUCGUCAAGAUAUUUCGCACAGAGGGUUUGACUGGCCUAUACAAAGGAACGUUCCCAACAUGGUUAAGAAUAGCGCCGCAUACGGUUCUAUGCUUGGUAUUUUACGAAAAACUGGAUCAAUUAUAUGACAAAUUUAGUAUACAAUAAGUGCUAGUGUAUUUUGAACAAAAUAAAUUAUGUAUAUAUAUUUACUCUAAAUACAACAGAAAUAAGAAUUUUGUAAAUAAGAUCUUUUAAGAACAUAGAAUUAAAUAUUGCAGAUCUGUUUGGAAUAAAUUGAUGUCAUAUAUCGGCA